Messenger RNA from Esox lucius (northern pike), 3955 nucleotides. RefSeq names its product serine/threonine-protein phosphatase 4 regulatory subunit 3-B. The record is from RefSeq and is a predicted model, not a curated record. Gene Ontology annotation, cellular component: protein phosphatase 4 complex; nucleoplasm. Gene Ontology annotation, biological process: DNA damage response; protein dephosphorylation. Gene Ontology annotation, molecular function: protein phosphatase activator activity. Lineage: Eukaryota; Metazoa; Chordata; Actinopteri; Esociformes; Esocidae. Bases 338 to 2755 code for a protein of 805 amino acids. The transcript is spliced from 16 exons.
UUGACGUAGGGGAAGAAAAAGACACAAGAUCGGAUUACAAGAUGGCGGUCUGUGAACGAUAGUGAAGAGGCCGUCGUAGUUGUUGUGUUCUCAACGUUCGAUUUUACAGUUAGCUAGAAAUCCGGCCUAACGUUAAUAUGCUCGUAAAAUAGUUUAACGUUUUAGCGCAUUAUUGUGAAUAAUAUUCCGAUGUAUGUCUGGAACAUGCGGGUAGAAACAAAGUUUGAAGCUCGGGGAUAAGAAAUAAGCUAGGCUACUAUUUUAAGAGGGUGAACUACUGUAGUGGCUAGCUAACGUUAGCGUGUUAGCUUUUCCUCAAGGUACGUUCACCGGCACCAUGUCGGAUACUCGGCGGCGUGUGAAAGUAUACACGCUGAAUGAAGACCGACAGUGGGACGACAGGGGCACCGGACAUGUCUCGUCUACCUUUGUCGAACGACUGAAGGGAAUAUCGUUAUUAGUUAGGGCCGAAUCUGACGGCUCACUACUUCUGGAGUCUAAAAUCAGCCCAAAUACUGCAUAUCAAAAACAACAAGACACCUUGAUUGUGUGGUCUGAAGCGGAGAACUAUGAUCUGGCUUUGAGUUUUCAAGAAAAGGCUGGCUGUGAUGAAAUCUGGGAGAAGAUUUGUCAGGUGCAGGGGAAAGACCCUGCACUGGAAAUCACCCAGGACCCCAUUGAUGAGUCUGAGGAGGAGCGCUUUGAGGAGAUGCCAGAGACCAGCCACCUGGUGGAGCUGCCUCCCUGUGAGUUAGCCCGGCUGGAGGAGAUCGCCGACCUGGUGACCUCUGUCCUGUCCUCGCCCAUUCGCCGGGAGAAGCUGGCCCUGGCCCUUAUGAGUGAAGGCUACAUGAAGAAGCUCUUGCAGCUUUUCCAGGUGUGCGAAGACCUGGACAAUCGAGAGGGUCUUCAUCACUUGUAUGAGAUUGUGCGCGGUGUACUCUUUCUCAAUAAGGCAGCUCUUUUCGAGGUCAUGUUCUCAGACGACUGCAUCAUGGAUGUGGUGGGCUGCCUCGAGUAUGACCCGGCACUGGUGCAACCCAAACGGCACCGCGAGUUCCUCACCAAGACGGCCAAGUUCAAGGAAGUGAUUCCCAUCACAGACUCAGAGCUCCGGCAGAAGAUCCACCAGACAUACCGAGUGCAGUACAUCCAAGACAUCAUACUUCCCACGCCUUCUGUGUUCGAGGAGAACUUCCUUUCCACCCUCACAUCCUUCAUUUUUUUCAACAAGGUGGAGAUAGUCAGCAUGCUGCAGGAGGAUGAGAAGUUCCUGACCGAAGUCUUUGCACAGCUUACAGAUGAAGCCACAGAGGACGGUAAAAGGAGGGAACUAGUGAACUUUUUCAAAGAAUUUUGUGCUUUUUCACAAACCCUGCAACCACAAAAUAGAGAUGCUUUCUUCAAGACUCUUGCGAAUCUUGGCAUUCUUUCUGCCCUUGAAAUAGUCAUGGGCAUGGACGACCUGCAGGUGAGGGCUGCAGCCACAGAUAUAUUUUCCUACCUGGUGGAGUUCAGCCCCUCCAUGGUCCGAGAAUUUGUCAUGCAAGAGCCGCAGCAGACAGAUGAUGAUGUGCUGCUGAUCAACGUUGUGAUAAAGCAGAUGAUCUGUGACUCAGACCCUGAGCUGGGUGGUGCUGUGCAGCUCAUGGGGCUCCUACGCACACUGAUUGACCCAGAGAACAUGCUUGCCCCCACUAAUAAAACAGAGAAGACAGAGUUCCUCAGCUUCUUCUACAAGUACUGCAUGCAGGUCCUUACAGCCCCUCUAUUGGCCAACACUGUAGACGACAAGCACUCUAAAGAUCUGCAAGAGGGCUCCACCAAGAUCAACCCAGUGUGUCCUGAUAAUUUUCAGACAGCUCAGCUCCUUGCUUUGAUACUGGAGUUGCUGACUUUCUGCGUAGAGCACCACACGUACCACAUAAAGACCUACAUCAUGAAUAAAGACCUGCUGCGAAGAGUGCUGGUGCUAAUGAACUCAAAACACACCUUCCUGGCGUUGUGUGCUCUGCGCUUCAUGAGAAGAAUAAUUGGGCAGAAGGAUGAGUACUACAACCGCUACAUUAUCAAAGGGAAUCUAUUUGAGCCAGUUAUCAGCACACUGUUGGACAAUGGAACAAGAUACAACCUUCUAAACUCGGCAAUCAUUGAACUCUUUGAGUUCAUCAAAGUUGAAGAUAUCAAGUCCCUCAUAGCCCACAUCAUAGACAACUACUACAAAGCACUUGAAUCCAUUGAAUACGUCCAGACUUUCAAGGGACUGAAGGGCAGAUAUGAGCAGGAGAAAGACCGACAGACUCAGAGACUUAACAGGUAUCGUAGGGAUCCCAGAACGCUGGACGAGGAUGAGGAAAUGUGGUUCAAUGAAGAUGAAGACGACGAUGAAGGAGAGGCUAUUGAGAAAAGCAGGCCUGAGGAAGAGUUCCCAGAGAGCUACGGAAAGUAUAUUGAAGCCAAAAAAGUUAAAGAGAGUGAGGACAAAGAGAACUUUCCAAAGCGGACCCCAACUGGCAGCUUUAAGUUUACCUUCUCUCAUUCUACAGGGGCUGCCAAUGGAACCAAUGGUGCCAAUGGCAAGCCAGCCGCCUCCACCACCAGUCCCAACAGCUCCCCAGUCAAGUCCACCGCAUCACCAGCCACCCCGGUAGUCAAGACCGGGGUGGUCGGACUUGUAGACUACCCUGACGACGAAGACGAGGAGGAAGAAGACGAAGAGCAGUCCCCAAGGAAACGGCCCCGCCUGGGCUCAUAAAACCAGUGAAGUACUCUGGUCUUAGUCCACUGUGCUACUUUCACAGUCCACUGGACGGAGAGACCACUCCCACCUUCCUACCCUCCCAACCUGCCCCUCGCUCCUACACCCCCGACCUGGCCUGUGGACCAGAGAGGUUGAGCAGUGCCAGGUUUCCCUGACGCUCCGGCAGGGACGCAGCACUUCACCCAAACCUCAGUCGUUCUACAGAAGGGGGAGCAGGGGGGCUAACGGGAGAGCCAGUCAGGCUAGCAGGACUAGCCGCUUAGUAAUGGAAGCUUGAUUGGCUGACCCUACAGAACUGUUCAUUUGGGUUGGGUAGAGGGAACUACGCGAAAGAGGGGGGUAACAAAAAAAACGAACCUAAAGAAAACCAUUGCUUAGUUACAAGGAGCAGGACUCAACCGACUCACACAGAACUACAUCAGCCAGGAAACCUGUAUUCAUGAGUUUAUUAAAAGUACUGUACAGUUAUUUUUUUCUUUUUAAUCAUUUGCCUCAAGUGAUUUUAAAAGGGGAGAGCUAAACCUGCCAGUGUAUUUUUGUUUUUGUUGGCACAAAUGGUGGGACUACUGUUCACCCUUUUAAUUCAAUUAUUUGAUUCAUUGUAGAAAGCAAGAGUUGCAAUGCUGGUUUUAAAAUAACAUGUAUUAAACUGCAGUAAAGUCAUUUUUGCAGCCCACAUUGAGAAUGUCUGAAGUUUGUGUGUAUUCAGUGGCUUGGACUGCGGUUCCCUUUCAGCUGAGCUACCAGAGGUGUCUUUGUUCAGAAAAGUCUAUUUUCCAGCCAGUAUGUGUAAAAGAACACAGAGCCCUUCUCAGUGGUGCAUACUACUAGUGUUCCAUCCCAGUUCAGUACUCAAUGGGUUGAAUGGAUUUGUUGCUAGAUCAGUUCCUGUGGGUUAGAGCAUAUUUCAAUCCUAAAUUUCAGUGGUAGUUAGACCAGCUACUGCCAUGUUAUAUAGACAUUCCUAUUGACAGAUGUAGUUUGAGGUGUCAGGAAGAGAUGGGGAAAGUGUUUUGUUCUGAAUACUUGCAGCUGUAAGUGCCCAAAUGUAACCAUUUCAGAAGCCUAGAGCGCAUAGGUUUGUUUUUCUCCAUGAACAUUUUGUACAUGUGCAUUUACUACCACUAUCUCCAUUCUAAAAAUUUGUAUUGAUAUUUGAUACGUUUUCAGAUUAAAUGUGACCCUGGCAUUAAA